CUCUCUCUCUCUCAGGGAAACAUCAGAAAAGCUCUGUCUCUCUCUCUCUCUCUCUCUCAUUAGCUAUGGCAAACGUCGUAAAAGCUAUUUCUCUCUCCUCUGUAUAGGCAAAACAUCUCUGUUUCCCUCUCCCCUGGAUAGGCAAAACAUCUCUCUCCUGUAUAGAAAACAUCAGGAAAGAUGAAAGCACUCUCUCUCCCCCUUAUUUAGCAGAGGCAAACAUCAGGAAAGCUCUCUCUCUCUCUCUCUCUCUCUCUUAUGCAGAGACCAACAUCAAGAUCUCACUCUGCAUAGGCAAAACAUCCGGAAAGCUUUAUCUCAUUAGCAGAGGCAAAGAACAGGAUCUCUCUCUCUCUCUCUCUCUCUCUGUAUUACUGAGGUUGCAGAGGCAAAGCAUGGACUUGUUGAGGUCAUGGGCUCUUCCUCUUCUCUCUGUUAUGUCUGCCUUCCUCAUAAUUUUCUACACCCAAACUUUCUCCAAGCCAACCGGUGGAGAGUGUAGCCUUCUUCCUCAUGACCACUUUUGGAUCUCUAGUCAAAGGAUUGUCACACCAGGAGGAGUCAGUGCUGGUGCAGUUGAGGUGAGAGAUGGAAAGAUAAUUUCUGUGGUCCAAAGGCCUCAAGAUGGUGCAAUUUUUAAAGAACCAAUGAUCGAUUAUGGAGAAGCUGUUAUCAUGCCUGGAUUGGUUGAUGUGCAUGCUCAUCUUGAUGAACCUGGAAGAGCUGAAUGGGAAGGAUUUGCAACAGGGACCAGGGCAGCUGCUGCAGGAGGCAUCACGACCCUGAUUGAUAUGCCCCUCAAUAGCUUCCCAACAACAACAACCGAAGAAGCACUGCAACUUAAGGUGGAGGCUGCACAAGCAAAAAUCUAUGUGGAUGUCGGAUUUUGGGGAGGGCUAGUGCCGGAGAAUGCCUUCAAUGCAACAGCUUUGGAUGGACUUCUAAAAGCAGGUGUUCUUGGGCUCAAGUCGUUUAUGUGUCCUUCAGGAAUAGCUGAUUUCCCAAUGACAAACACAAGUCAUAUCAAGGAAGCACUACCCAUACUAGCAAGGUACAGGAGACCUUUGCUUGUACAUGCAGAAAUCCAACCAGAUCAAUCAGAGUCCGGGUCCGAAAAACGACCACAACAUAAUAUGGAUGACCCUCGAUCUUACUCAACAUAUCUUAAGACAAGACCACCUUCUUGGGAGGAAGCAGCCAUUAGAGAGUUAUCAAUGGUGGCAGAAGAUACAAGAGAAAAUGGACUUGCACAAGGAGGUCACCUCCAUAUUGUUCAUUUGUCAGAUGCAAGAGUUUCACUAGACAUAAUAAAGGAGGCAAAGAGAAAUGGUGCCAGUCUGACUGUUGAAACUUGCCCACACUACCUGGCAUUUGCAGCAGAAGAGAUCCAGAGUGGGGACACCCGUUUCAAGUGUGCACCACCCAUACGUGAAGAAGCAAAUAGGAAAAUUUUGUGGGAGGCCCUCAAAGAAGGACAUAUUGACAUGCUAAGUUCAGAUCAUUCACCAUCGGUUCCUGAGCUCAAGCUUCUGGAUGAGGGUGACUUUUUGAGGGCAUGGGGUGGAAUAUCAUCUUUGCAGUUUGUUCUUCCUGCAACAUGGUCAUAUGGACGCGAACAUGGAAUUGCGUUGGAUCAAUUAGCAUCAUGGUGGAGCACAAGGCCUGCCAAGCUUGCUGGUCAAGAAUUCAAGGGAGCAAUAGCAAAGGGAAAUGAUGCAGAUAUUGUUGUAUGGGACCCAGACAUUGAUUUCACACUUGAUGAGAACUAUAACAUUUACCACAAACACCCGGUAACACCUUACAUGGGGAAGCAAAUGCACGGUAAAGUCUUGGCGACUUUUGUGAGAGGCAAUUUAGUUUACCGUGAAGGAGAGCAUGCUCCAGCUGCAUGUGGUAUUCCUAUCCUUGCAAAAUGAAAAUAUGCAGGUCUCCAAUCAGUGAGGCCAGUAACAACAUUUACCUCGGUACAACCAGGUACAGUGAAUCACCAUCCAUCCAUCAGCCAGAACUGACAGUAUAUGUAGCAUGGAGUACCUCGAACAUAUCAUAGUUCAUUAAACUACAGUGGACUUUCCCUUAAAUAUAUCCCAGUUGGACUCAUAGAUAUGAUAAAUGUCAGGACCAGGAACCGCAAUGAAAGGGGAAGCCAAAGAAUUGGGAAGCAUAACACAAAUGGAGAUGACAUAGUGAAGCUUGUGACUUGGAAAAUCUUCUAUAUAUUUUUUGAAGUCGUGAAUUCUCUAUCUACCAUUCCAGAAACAGUCAAAUACUUUGGCUCCUGAUGCUUUCUUUGUAUAUAUGUUUUAUUGUAAUAUUCUUAUUCUCAAGUAUGUAAAUGAAAUAGGAUUGUUUCCAAGUAUUACAGAAUGUCAGUGAUUUAGACAGAGUAUUACUGUUCCUUCUC
Amborella trichopoda is the source of this 2404-nucleotide messenger RNA. It is a transcript of the gene ALN, whose product is annotated as allantoinase. Gene Ontology annotation, cellular component: cytoplasm. Gene Ontology annotation, biological process: allantoin catabolic process; purine nucleobase catabolic process. The record is from RefSeq and is a predicted model, not a curated record. Lineage: Eukaryota; Viridiplantae; Streptophyta; Magnoliopsida; Amborellales; Amborellaceae. Gene Ontology annotation, molecular function: zinc ion binding; allantoinase activity; cobalt ion binding.